Molecule: messenger RNA, 3495 nt
Organism: Serendipita indica DSM 11827
Lineage: Eukaryota; Fungi; Basidiomycota; Agaricomycetes; Sebacinales; Serendipitaceae
Source: the annotation of a GenBank genome assembly
AUGAGUCUUGCUGAUCAUCUAGAGAAGCUUAUUCACUCAUCGGAAUCCCAUUCGGCAUCUCUUCAGAGCGAACUCGAUGACUUAGAACGAUGGGCAGCCACGAAAGCAACAGCCGUUUCAAAUGAUGCAAAGUUUGCAGGAUCUCCAGGUCCAGCGGUCGAAAGCCCCGUUAUAGAGCGACUUCGAGAGCUCAGAAAUACUACGAUCAAUACUCAAGACAAAGUAGAAGAGGACUUUGACGAUAUCACUGCACAUCCCCAAUUCGAUAAGCACCGAAAGGAAUUGAUCAGUUUGCUAUCUUCUAGUCAGUCUGAUGCGGAAGUGUCCAGCGCAAUCGCGGAAUUAGUGGGAUAUGAAGAGCUCGAUUUCGUUAUGAAGCUUACCUCGGCUCGCCAUGUACUAGUUUCCAAGGGAUUCGAGUCCGCCACUCGACAGAAAGUCGAACCGAAAUCGAAGAAGGGAAAGGACAAACGCGAUCAAGAUUUCUCUGAAGAGGCUGUAAAGAGGCGAAUGGCAGAAACUUUCCGUAAUGCUGCUGAACGGCCCCUUUUUAGCGGCACUGCCCAUGCCGAGGCUGAAGUUCUUCCACAUGUAUAUACAAGCGCAUCGAUGACACACAACCACUCGAUAUCAACAUUCGGGACCAAAUACCUGCUCCCUCUUGGCACGACACGGCGCUAUACAGAGGACUACGAAGAGGUCACUGUUCCUCCAGCACGGGUUGUACCACCCCGAGCCACUGAGCGACUCGUUCCGUGUUCAGAACUACCCCCCUUGGCAAAAGGAUCCUUCCCAGGAUAUACAUCAUUGAAUCGCAUUCAGUCUAUUGUGUAUCCUACUGCAUUCAAAACCAACGAGAAUAUGUUGAUCUGCGGCAAGCAGCCUCCUACGGGUGCUGGUAAAACGGAUGUUGCAAUGUUAACUAUCCUGCGAGCCAUCGACCAGCAUCGAGAUCAUCGAAUAAGCGACAUACCAUCCUCAGUGCGGCGUGAUGACUUCAAGAUCAUUUAUGUCGCACCAAUGAAGGCCUUAGCUGCGGAAAUCGUCCGUAAACUCGGAAAACGGUUGGCUUGGCUUCGUAUCAAGGUCCGAGAAUUGACUGGUGAUAUGCAGUUGACAAAGGCCGAAAUCGCAGAAACCCAGAUAAUCGUGACAACACCAGAGAAGUGGGACGUGGUAACCCGAAAACCUACGGGAGAAGGAGAACUGGCCACAAAAGUCAAGCUCCUAAUCAUCGACGAAGUUCACCUUCUGAACGAUGAACGUGGCGCUGUCAUCGAAACUAUCGUGGCGAGAACAAUUAGACAAGUUGAAGCAACGCAGGCGCUGAUCCGCGUUGUUGGUCUCAGCGCGACACUUCCGAAUUAUAUCGACGUCGCUGAUUUCCUGAGGGUAUCUCGAACACAAGGAUUAUUUUUCUUCGACUCGUCGUUUCGGCCAGUGCCUCUUGAACAGCACUUCUUAGGAGUGAAAGGGAAAAGCGGCUCACCAGCUGCAAAGCGUGCCCUAGAAAAGACGGCGUAUCACUUCGUUUCAGAGCUCGUCCGAGAGGGGCAUCAGGUCAUGGUAUUUGUUCAUUCUCGAAAGGAUACCGUGAAGAGUGCCGAAUCCUUGAAAGAGCUGGCAACAUUGGAGGGAGAACUAGACAUGUUCGGCUGUCAAGAAGACCCGAAAUUCGAAUUCUACCGCCGAGAAAUAGGCAUGUCCAAGAACAAGGAGAUGAAGCAAUUAUUCGACCACGGAUUUGGAAUUCAUCAUGCAGGAAUGCUGCGCAGUGACCGAAACUUGAUGGAGCGACUUUUCGAGUCUAAGGUGAUCAAGGUGUUAUGCUGUACGGCAACUCUCGCCUGGGGAGUCAACCUUCCUGCACAUGGGGUUCUGAUCAAGGGAACUCAGCUAUACGAUCCAAGUCAAGGAAAGUUCGUAGAUUUAUCGGUCCUGGACGUUCUUCAGAUCUUUGGACGAGCCGGCCGGCCUGGGAUGGAAAGCAGUGGCGUGGGUUAUAUUUGCACAUCCGAAGAUAAACUGCAGCAUUAUUUGGAGGCGGUUACAGCGCAGCAUCCAAUCGAAUCCAAAUUCGUUCACGGCAUCCUUGACUCUCUAAAUGCCGAAAUUGCCCUAGGAACAGUCACUAAUGUUGCCGAAGGCGCCGAGUGGCUAGGUUAUACGUACCUCUUCGUCCGAAUGCGUAAGAACCCAAUGGUUUAUGGUAUGACUCAUGAAGACCCAGUCAAUGACCCUGAUUUGAUUGAACGACGGCACUCCAUGAUCACUAUCGCUGCGAAGAAGCUGGCAGAAGUCGGCAUGAUUCGCUUCGACGAAGACAAAGGAAGUUUCUCAAUUACAGAUAUUGGGCGGAUUGCGGCGAAGUUCUAUGUCAGAUACGCAAGCAUCGAAGUUUUCCGAAAGGAGUUCCGACCAAAGAUGACUGAGGCUGAUGUCCUCGCGUUGCUUUCGAUGAGCACAGAAUUUGAGCAGAUUCAAGUAAGGGAGAAUGAGGUUGAGGAAUUAAAGGCGUUAGAACAAGAUAUGCCUUGUCAAGUCAAGGGCGGGACAGACACCAGCGCUGGCAAGGUCAAUAUCCUCUUGCAAGCCUACAUCUCCAAGCGGCCGGUAGAAGACUUUGCCCUCGUAUCCGAUACGAUGUAUGCCGCUCAGAACGGCAGCCGUAUCAUACGAGCUCUGCUGGAAAUUGCCCUCAGCCGCAAGUGGGCAAACGCUAGCUUAACUCUGAUGGCGAUGAGCAAGUCGGUGGAAAAACGGAUCUGGGGGUUUGAACACCCCUUGAAGCAAUUUGAUCUGACACCUGAAAUGCUCUAUAACCUUGGAAGAUGGGCAGACGAUGUCGAGGUUUUCGAACUUGCUUCCAUGUCGGCAGCAGAGCUCGGGAAACUUAUCCAUCUCAACGAAAAGCAUGGAGCAGCACUUUUGCGUGUGGCAAAGCAAUUCCCAUCGGUCAUUCUUUCUGCAAAGUUAAGGCCGCUAUCACACGAACUACUACUUAUCAACAUUGACAUGGAACGCGGCUUCGAAUGGUCAUCCAAAAUUCACGGGAGUGGAGAACCCUUCUGGGUAUGGGUGGAGGAUGACUCUGGUUUCAUUCUACAGCUGACGAGGGUGAGCUUCACCCAGAACACCAAACAUCUCCCUAUUGUCUUUAUUAUUCCUGUACCGCAACCGCUACCUCCGUCGGUUAUCUUACGUGCAAUAUCCGACCGCUGGAUUGGCGCUGAAGAGGAGGUCGUCUUGGAAUUGGGCAGUCUAGUGAUGCCAAACUUGUCAACCCGAAAAGCACAUAUUAUGGAUCUCCCUCUUCUUCGGACAGACCUAAAGAUCUUCGACCCUCACACCCGGAUGGCAUUCAAGCAAUUCAUCCAAUUCAACUCGAUCCAAACGCAAUGCGUUUUUUCAACAUAUAACACUGCCAGGAACCUACUUAUCUGCGCCUCUGCAUCUUCGGGUAAAUCGUUAUUGGGGCAAUUGGCCAUAUGGUAG